Molecule: messenger RNA, 1855 nt
Organism: Bolinopsis microptera
Lineage: Eukaryota; Metazoa; Ctenophora; Tentaculata; Lobata; Bolinopsidae
Exons: 13
Coding region: 47-1855 (602 amino acids)
Cellular component (GO): extracellular matrix
Source: RefSeq, a predicted model, not a curated record
UAAUACCAAAGCAUAUUUAUUUAUUUUGCCCACGUAUAUUGAUAAAAUGAUCAUGCAGUGGGUUGCACUUGUUUUUAGUCUCAUUGCCUUAGCGGCAUCUGCAAAUGAUUUUAUUGUUGGAAGCACGUACUCCUGUUUCACGGGUUUCCAAUCUGUUUCUACGGACGGUUGCAAAUCACGAGUUGAAGAUGCGGAGGGAAAUAUUGUACAGGAAGCUAGCGCUAAUUCUGACACUGAUUUCUGUGUCUCUCAACUGAUCUAUGGACAAGCAAAACAAGGAUCCUUCGGAAAGUCUAAGAACUACGCUGUGUCAGCUACUUUCAAGAUGGUUGAAAUGGGAAAGUACUCCACAAGUUACGGUUAUUUGGGGAUUGCCUUCAAUAUGAUGGACUCCAAUAACUACGAUAUUGCUUACGUCAGGCCCCACGCAAAGGACCAUUGUUGGGAGUUGGGAUAUAUAGAGGACGGUAUGCUCUUCGGGAGAGGCUUUGGAACUUGUAAUGACAAGGUUAUGAAGGAGUUCAACCUGGCCAUCAAGAUAGAGAAUGGAAGAGGUGAGCUGUAUGUAAACGGAGGAAAAGAGACGGAUUUCACACCCUUCUUCCCCCCGGUUAACAAGGUAGCCACUGCUCUCAGAAGCAAUAUGGUCGCUCAGAUGACGGUCAAAAACCUCAAACUCUGUCAUGAGAUCAAGUGUGUGUCAAGGAACGAGGCGGGUAGGACGCAAGUCACAGCACCGGGAGACAGUUAUCGGGAUGCUAGCAUGAGCAAGUGUGAGGCUUGUGUCUGUGGGAUCUACGGACAAAUCAGGUGCGGUUGUUUGCCAGCUGAAGAGCAAGGUGUGAGCUGUACGGGUGGUAAGAUUUCUGCUGUUGGCAAGGACUGCUGUGCUAGAUGCGUGCCACCAAAGGGAACAUGUAAAGUGUACGGAGACCCCCAUUACACUACAUUUGACGGUAAAGGCUUCCUCUACCAAGGGGACUGUACCUACUGUAUUAUGAAGACUAAUGAUUUCGAGGUUCAAGUCAAGAACCAGGAUCGGGGGCCAGUCUCCAUCACUGAGUACUGCUAUCUGAAUUUUGACGGGGACGAAUACAGAGUGGGUAAGGGUAGUCUAAUGUUGAAAGAGGCAGGAGAGACCGUCUCCAGGGUGGUAGCUACUCCCUUCAAGAAGUAUUACACCACUGAGGACUAUGUUUACUGCUCCAGCUAUAUAUCUUGCAAGCUCUUCAUUGGGGGAACGGAGAUGCUGGACCUAAUGUGCAAGUUCUACUAUCUCACUAUACAGCUGCACGGUACGUACUAUGAGAGAACAGACUGUAUCUGUACCCUCAAGUACCUGCAGUUAAAAACCCUAUAUCUCAACAGCUGCACGGCACGUACUAUGAGAGAACAGAUUGUAUCUGUACCCUCAAUUAAAAACCCUAUAUCUCAACAGCUGCACGGUACGUACUAUGAGAGAACAGAUUGUAUUUGUGGGAACUGGGACGGAAAUGCAGCCAAUGACUGGACUACUAAGGAUGGCCAGCUGGUCACAAACGCUAACGACUACGCUAACUCGUAUCAAGUACACAACAGUGGCGGAACCUGCCCUCAACCCCCUCCUCCUACUGACCCUUGUCUUAGCGCCUCCAGGGAAACCAGGAACUUUGCGGAGGUCUUCUGCUCCCGUUAUAAGCAGCAGCCCUUCAAGAGCUGUCAGGACACUGUUGAUGUCACCAAAUACUUCAAGGACUGCAUGUACGAUUACUGUGCGAUGCCGGGAGAUACUGAAAAUAUCUGCGCUGCUGCUGCUGCCUACGUGAAGUCUUGUGCUGAGGCAGGGGCUCCGGUGGAGGGUCAGCUGGAGGACUAG